UUCAGCCAACAUAGUGAGGUGCAACAAAUAGUAACCAAGAAGAGAUUAAUUUAUAUUCAAGAUGAAACCCUUUGCUCCCUUUUUCUUUAUGUUGUUGUUCUUGGAGGCUUUUUCCAACAUCCAAGUUUGCUUGGGAGAUUGUGAUAAUCUUCAGGACACUUGUCCAGCAGUUCCACCCAAUAAGCAGACCAUAUUCAUCAAUGGUCUUCAAUGCAAAAACCCAGUUAAUGUAACAGCUCAAGAUUUCAGGACCACAGAACUAAGCAAAGCUGGCCCUACAGACAUUUUUGGUGCAUCUUUGAAAAUUGUGAGUGCUGCUGAGUUCAAUGGUCUGAAUACUCUUGGCCUCUCCAUUGGAAGAAUUGACCUUGAUGGGAAUGGCCUGGUGAACUUCCACUAUCAUCCCAGGGCUACUGAAAUAAUCUUUGUUACCAAAGGUGUGUUGUUGGCAGGUUUUGUUGACACCAAAAACCAGUUUUUCCAGAAGUUUCUUAAAGUUGGUGAUGUCUUUGUGUUCCCCAAGGCUUUGUUCCACUUCUGUCUAAAUACUGGUUUUGAAGAAUCCACUGUUUUCUCAGUGUACAACAGCCAGAAUCCUGGCUUUGUGUCCCUAAGUCCUACAACUUUUGACACAACAUUGGAAUCAUUGGACAAGAUCAAGAAGAGACUCAUCUCACUCUCUGCCUCUGAAGCUUAAGCUCAAGCUCAAGAUGUCAAUAGUUUCAUCUCUCCAGAACUGGAAACCAUUUACAGUUAGCCAUUUCAAACUAUUUAUUGUCUAUUUAACUUCCUCAACGUUAGUUCAAUUACACAUAACCUCGUGCAUUGAAUAAAUGGAAAUGGUUUUGAAUUUUGUUUGGUUAUUGACUGUACUUCAAGUUUCAUUAUGUAUUACUACUAUUUCAUAUCUA
Messenger RNA from Glycine soja, 911 nucleotides. RefSeq names its product germin-like protein subfamily 3 member 4. Gene Ontology annotation, cellular component: cell wall. The coding region runs from base 62 to 697 and encodes 211 amino acids. Gene Ontology annotation, molecular function: manganese ion binding. The transcript has a single exon. The record is from RefSeq and is a predicted model, not a curated record. NCBI's taxonomy places the organism in Eukaryota, Viridiplantae, Streptophyta, Magnoliopsida, Fabales, Fabaceae.